CAGGGCAAAGGUGGUGGCGCUCCGCUGCUUGGCUGGUGGCUGUGCAAGCGCGGUUUCUGGCUUCUGGUUGCGAAGGCGGCCUGGCCGCGACGUGCAGCUGCUGGUGGGCAGGUGUACUGAUGUCAACAGACUAUGAGCUUUCAGAACCUCUGGAGAGACUACAAAGUUCUGAUUGUUAUGGUACCUUUAAUCGGAUUCAUACAUUUGGGGUGGUACAGAAUCAAAAGCAGCCCUGUCUUCCAAAUUCCUAAGGACGAUACCACUGAGCUGGAUAGUCUGGGGCUUGCAAGUCUACCAAAGAGCCAGGAGAAGUAGCAGGCUUGCAGUUUUCAGAAAGAAGCAACUUUGAAUCUGAACUUGAUAAUAAAAGAAGAAAUGAAAAACCCCAGUUGGAUUAGAAAGAACUGGCUUCUUGUGGCUGGGGUGACUUUCAUAGGCGUCCAUCUUGGAACAUACUUUAUACAGAGAGUUGCAAAAGAGUCUGUGAGGUCUCAGUCCAGAGACAAACAAAAGAAUAUUGAAGAAUGACGCAAAAUAAAUAUUUGGGAUUAUUAAUGUCAUUAAAUUAAUCUAUGCUGGUUAUUGUCUGAAAACCACUUGAUUUUGUAGCCGGUAAUGCUGCAUGUGCAGACUUUCAUACCUGGAAAUAGUCUUUAAUGUUCAAACACAUGACACUGCAAUAAAAUGAAAACCAUGUGAACAAACUAAAGCUGCCUUCUCAAGUUACACCUGAAGCAAGAUGUCUCGUUUAGAAGCCAAGAAGCCAUCAUCGUGUAAAACUGAACCAUUGACAAGUGAGAAAGUCAGGUCUACACUUUCUGUCUUGAAAGGAAUCAUAGUCUCAUGCUAUGGCCCUUCAGGGAGGCUGAAGCAGUUGCACAAUGGAUUGGGAGGUUGCGUGUGUACAACCUCACAGUCCUCAGCCCUGCUUCGAAACCUUUCAGUCACCCAUCCCAUAUUAAAGGUCCUAAUGUCAUCUGUACAGAAUCACGUGUCCUGCUUCAGUGACUGUGGCUUAUUCACAGGUAUUCUGUGCUGCAACUUGAUUGAAAAUAUUCAGAGAAUAGGUUUGACACCCACAACUGCUAUUAAAUUAAAUAAAUACCUCUUGAGUCUCUGUACCAGUUAUCUCAAGUCUGAAGCCUGUAGUUGUCGAAUUCCAGUUGACUUCAGAAGUACACAUACCUUCCUCAGCUUGGUACGCAGUGUCUUAACAAGCAAACCAGCCUGUAUGCUCACCAGAAAGGAAAUAGAUCACAUAAGUGCUUUGAUUUUGAAAGCUUUUUUGCUUACAAUUCCAGAAAGUGCAGAAGAACGAAUGGUUUUAGGGAAAAGUAUAAUUGUUCCCUUAAAGGGCCAAGGAGUCAUAGAUUCUACUGUAUUACCUGGACUACUCAUUGAAGCAUCAGAAGUUCAAUUAAGGAGAUUAUUACCCACCCUAAAGACAAGUGCCCUUAGGGUGGCACUCUUCUGUGCAUCUUUAUCUGGAGAUUUUUCUAAUGUUGGAGAAGGAACUGUGGUGGUCCAUUAUAAAGUAUCUCUUGAGAAUGCAGUUUUAGAGCAGUUGCUUAAUCUAGGAAAGCAGCUAGUCACUGACCAUGUAGAUCUUGUCCUGUGCCAAAAAGUAAUACACCCAUCUUUGAAACAGUUCCUCAAUGAGCAUCACAUUAUUGCCAUCGACAGAGUUGGAGUGACUCUGAUGGAACCUCUGAGCAAAGUGACAGGAGCAACGCCUAUUGGUUCCCUAAACCCAAUAGUUUCUACUACAUAUGGAAGUGUGAAAGAUGUGUGCUGUGCAAGAUUUGGCUCCAAACAUUUUUUUCAUCUUCUUCCUAAUGAGGCAACUGUCUGCAGCUUGCUUCUCUGCAGCAGAAGUGACACUGCCUGGGAGGAGCUGAAGCUCACGUGUCAAACAGCAAUGCAUGUCUUGCAGUUAACAAUCAAGGAGCCAUGGGUUUUAUUGGGAGGUGGUUGUACGGAAACACACUUGGCUGCAUAUAUCAGACACAAGGUUCAUAAUGAAGCAGAAGCUAUUGUCAGAGAUGAUGGGUGUUCUCAGGCAGAGCUCCACAUUGCUGCUGAAGCAUUUUGCAGUGCUCUGGAGUCCGUGGCUGGCUCUUUGGAACACGAUGGUGGUGAAAUCCUCAUUGACAUGAAGUAUGGACACUUUUGGUCCUGUCAAGCAGAUUCUGCCUCUCUUGGUAACUGGCCAGAUACACUGUCACAGUGUGGCUGUGGUUUGUACAACAGCCACAAAGAGCUCCACUGGUCUGUCCUAAGAGGCACUUAUCAUCCUUUUGCACCACAAACCUGCCUUCCACAGGCAGCUGUGGGCUCAGCCAGCAGCCUGACUGUGGACUGUUUCACUGCCAAGCUGAGUGGCCUACAGGUGGCUGUAGAGACAGCCAAUUUGAUUUUAGAUCUUUCAUAUGUCAUUGAAGAUAAAAACUAGCAUAAGAGAAUGGCAUAUAUACGUUAUGAAACAAACUGGUUCAGGUGUCUAAGAGAGCAUAUUGCUCUCUCCCAAAGGCCUGUUCUUCAUAGGUGAACAGAUGAUUUGUAAAAGUAUACUUAUAUACAUGUACACUUAAAGAAGAUUAUGGUUGUUAAAUAGAAAUUUAUAAACUAAUAAAAAUUGUUGAUAGCUUUAUAUCAUCACCAUCACCCCACUUUUGGAGGUUUACAAACACUAAAGAUAGUAUGUCACCUAGGAAUAUGGAAAUUGCCCUGAUGCUGCUUCUCCAAGUUGUUCCAACAAGGGAUGACCUG
This is a messenger RNA of Grammomys surdaster, 2769 nucleotides long. It is a transcript of the gene Mkks, whose product is annotated as McKusick-Kaufman syndrome. Gene Ontology annotation, cellular component: kinociliary basal body; cytoplasm; nucleus. The record is from RefSeq and is a predicted model, not a curated record. Gene Ontology annotation, molecular function: ATP binding. Bases 740 to 2452 code for a protein of 570 amino acids. The transcript is spliced from 6 exons. Lineage: Eukaryota; Metazoa; Chordata; Mammalia; Rodentia; Muridae. Gene Ontology annotation, biological process: developmental process; chaperone-mediated protein complex assembly; intracellular transport.